AUGUCAGCCGGCGAAAUCGCUUCUCUACCCGCCGUCUUGGCCCAGUUGAACAGGAUCACGCAAAGCGUCAUCGCCACCCAGGCCCAGCAACAGGGAACGCCCUAUGCUGGCAAUGUUUGGGCCAACCAAUGGGCGAACAGCUACGGUAUGCCUGGUGGCUAUAUGGCACCUCGUCCUGAGCCUGUUGCGAUGCCGAUGCCUAGUUAUAACCCGUACGCCAGGACGAACAUGAACCUUGCCUUCAACUUGAACUACGACUCGGGGUGUGGGAAAGCCGGCCAGCGUUACCCUGUCGCUGGCUCAGGGUACGGAGUGCCACCCCGGAGCUGCCCAGAGCCCGAGCCUGAACCCAUCGCCGAGCCCCCCGGCAAUCCGCUCGUCUCCCCGAUGAACCCAAUGAUGUUCGCCGCCGACAAGAAGCUGGAGAAUGGAUUCGUCCCCCAUAUGGAGACGACCACCGAGGUCUCUACAACCACCUCAGAUGAUGGUCUUAUCACUCCGGGGACAUCUACCGCU
Molecule: messenger RNA, 516 nt
Organism: Mesorhabditis spiculigera
Lineage: Eukaryota; Metazoa; Nematoda; Chromadorea; Rhabditida; Rhabditidae
Source: the annotation of a GenBank genome assembly